Messenger RNA from Micropterus dolomieu (smallmouth bass), 972 nucleotides. Its product is annotated as major histocompatibility complex class I-related gene protein-like. Lineage: Eukaryota; Metazoa; Chordata; Actinopteri; Centrarchiformes; Centrarchidae. The transcript is spliced from 5 exons. Gene Ontology annotation, biological process: immune response. Bases 1 to 945 code for a protein of 314 amino acids. The record is from RefSeq and is a predicted model, not a curated record. Gene Ontology annotation, cellular component: external side of plasma membrane.
AUGAGCUGUGAUCUCACUCUGUUUACUGGUGUGUUUCUUUCAGGUGCACACAUUAACCAGAGGAUGUACGGCUGUGAGUGGGACGAUGAGACUGGAGAGCUUAAUGGGUUUAAUCAGUAUGGUUAUGAUGGAGAAGACUUCAUAGCAUUUGACCUGAAGACAGAGACAUGGAUCGCUCCAACACCACAGGCUGUCAUCACCAAACACAAGUGGGAUAAUAACAGAGCUUUGACAACACAGAGAAAAAACUACCUGACCCAGAUUUGUCCUGACUGGCUGAAGAGGUAUUUGGCCUAUGGGAGGAGCUCUCUGCUGAGAAAAGACCUUCCCUCAGUGUCUCUCCUCCAGAAGACUCCCUCCUCUCCAGUCAGCUGCCACGCUACAGGUUUCUACCCUGACAGAGCCCUGAUGUUCUGGAUGAAAGAUGGAGAGGAGCUUCAUGAGGACGUGGACCUCGGAGAGAUCCUCCCCAACAACGAUGGAUCCUUCCAGAUGAGUGUUGACCUGAAUCCUCCAACUGGAGACUGGGAGAAGUACGAAUGUGUGUUUCAGCUCUCUGGUGUGAAGGACGACAUCAUCACCAAACUGGACAAAGUGAAGAUCAGAACCAAUGAAGACAUGAAGACCUCAUCUGACACUACAGGACCAGCGACUCACUCUCUGAAGUAUUUCUACACUGCGUCGUCUGGAGUCCCAAACUUCCCAGAGUUUGUGGCUGUUGGGUUGGUUGAUGAAGUUCAGAUGUUUCACUAUGACAGUAACACCAGGAGAGCAGAACCCAGACAGGACUGGAUGAGCAGAGUCACAGCAGGUGAUCCUCAGUACUGGCAGAGGGAGACUCAGAUCUCUCUGGCUGCCCAGCAGGUCUUCAAAGCCAACAUCGAAGUUGCAAAGCAGCGCUUCGACCAAACUGGAGGAAAAUGGCCAAAACAUUGUUCUAUGUAACUAAAGAGCAGGAUUCAUCUGUUAGGU